Anoplophora glabripennis (Asian longhorned beetle) is the source of this 1631-nucleotide messenger RNA. RefSeq names its product RISC-loading complex subunit tarbp2-like (gene R2d2). The coding region runs from base 580 to 1539 and encodes 319 amino acids. The transcript is spliced from 4 exons. The record is from RefSeq and is a predicted model, not a curated record. NCBI's taxonomy places the organism in Eukaryota, Metazoa, Arthropoda, Insecta, Coleoptera, Cerambycidae.
CGUAAAAAGCAUGGAGUAUAGAAACAAAUAAAGGAGAAACGCGGCUUAUGAAAAUUUGGCUUUAAAAUGCAAGAAAGUGUUUCCCAAUGCUACAAAUGAAUUCGUUUCAAGAAAAAUUUCGUUACUGAGUUCUUCGUGAUAACGGCGGCAUGAUAUCUAUGCGUCGCAGUGGUUCGUCGUUAACUGAGAAAAGUGAGAAAUACCUUCGAGAAAUAAUAAUAAUACCACUACUGCCCGUUUAGUGUAUGGAGCAGAAAGGAUUGGUCCGGGUCCAGUCGUAGUCGUAAGUCGGAUCUGAGUUCGUCUAGUUAAUGGCCCACUUAACAUUCUAUUGUAGAAGAAGAAGAAAAGAAUCAUUCGAAUUUUCAACGGCAACUACAAGUACCGUAAUUUGAACGAUUUUAAGGUUAAUUCCUGAAUAUUUAUUUUGUAUUUGUCUUUAGUAUAUUGAUAUUACUCAAGACGUAUCUAUAACGAAAUACUAGUAGUGUGAAUACGUUCUUUUAAUUAUCUAAUACGGCUUUACAUAAUAGGUACUUUACACAAUAGCUUCAUUCAUAGCUAGUUUUAUUAUUAAAGAUGACGACUAAGAACACCAAAACUCCAGCUAUGGUCCUACAAGAAUUUUCAGUAAAAAAUAAAUAUGCACCACCAACUUAUGAAAUUAUUUCUAGUAUUACUGGAACUCAUGCAAACAGAUUUGACUAUAGGGUUACCAUAGCUGGUAUUGUAGCAGAGGGAACGGGCACAUCAAAACAAAUCGGGAAACAUAAUGCUGCACACAAUGCCCUAGUGAUUUUAAAAGAAAAGGGCAUUUAUGAUUCAGAUGAAAUUCCUGGGAAGGAAUUUAAGGCAUCUAUACCGAAUAAUAGUACACCAGAAAGUCCAUUUAAAGCAUCACCGAAUUGCGUAGGACCACUAAAAGACUUAUGUAUGGAAUACAAAAUUCCGGACCCCAUAUUUAUGUUACUAUCUGAUGUUGGCCCUCCACAUUCAAGAGAAUUUACUUUUGAAUGUAGUGUGGCAUCUAUCAAAACUGUAGCUACUGGAAAUACCAAAAAGAUGGCUAAACAAUUGGCAGCUAAGGAAAUGUUAGAGAGGAUAAGACAUGUUAUACCUGAUAUUGCUGAACAGUACAGUAAGAGUGAAGGUCAAAAAGCCAUAACUAAUGUUGAUGUAGAUAUGAAAGUUUUAAAUAAGUAUAAUGAAUUUUUUGGUUCCAUUGUACCUGAUAAAACUGUAGAAAUUGGCGACUAUUCUGGGACAUUAAAAAAAUUAAUGGCAGAUAAUGAAUUGAUAUUCAACAACUUUUCAGAGGAGUUUUCUGAAAGAACAGAAGAAUCCCUGAAGAAAAUUUUGGAUCAGUUAGGACUGAAUUACAACAUUUAUGAAAUUCAAGAUAAUCCUCCCAUAGUAACACUGUCCCUGAAUACUGAUACACCAUUUACAACUAUAGGAAUGUCUAUGUCAAAAGAGAACGCAAAGGCAGAAGCGCUCUCCCAAGCUUUUGAGAUAAUGGAAGUUUUCAUGCGUUUAUAAUUUAUCUAGUUACUUAGUUGAUCAUAAUUGUACAUUCUUAUAAAUAUCUAAUAAAAUCCAAACAGUUCAUUUUGUAUUUAGAUUUGUGUAAU